Molecule: messenger RNA, 2806 nt
Organism: Pristis pectinata (smalltooth sawfish)
Lineage: Eukaryota; Metazoa; Chordata; Chondrichthyes; Rhinopristiformes; Pristidae
Gene: zdhhc24
Product: zinc finger DHHC-type containing 24
Exons: 4
Coding region: 781-1716 (311 amino acids)
Biological process (GO): peptidyl-L-cysteine S-palmitoylation; protein targeting to membrane
Cellular component (GO): endoplasmic reticulum; Golgi apparatus
Molecular function (GO): protein-cysteine S-palmitoyltransferase activity
Source: RefSeq, a predicted model, not a curated record
AGUGACUUCUGCUGGUCUCUGCUGGGGCUUGGUGGCUCCUGGUGACCUCCAGUGUGACAUGGUGGUUCUCUGCUGGAGUGUGGAGCUUUCAUCUGGUUUCUGAUGGUCUCUGCUGGAGCCUGGUGACUUCCAUUGAGACUUGGAGCUCUCUGUUGGUCUCUGCUGGAGCCUGGUGACUUCCAUUGAGACUUGGAGCUCUCUGUUGGUCUCUGCUGGAGCCUGGUGACUACCAUUGAGACUUGUUGGUCUCUGCUGGAGCCUGGUGACUACCAUUGAGACUUGGAGCUCUCUGUUGGUCUCUGCUGGAGCCUGCUGACUUCCAUUGAGACUUGUUGGUCUCUGCUGGAGCCUGGUGACUACCACUGAGACUUGGAGCUCUCUGUUGGUCUCUGCUGGAGCCUGCUGACUUCCGUUGAGACUUGGAGCUCUCUGGUCUCUGCUGAAGCCUGGUGACCUCUGCUAGAGUUUGGAGAUCUCAGUUGGUCUGUGCUGGAGUCUGGUGACCUCUGGUAAUUUCUGCUCAUCCCUGGUGGGGUCUGCUGGAGACGAAUCUUCCCUGUAGGCCUCUGCUGGUUUCUGGUGAUCUCUGCUGGCCUGAAAUGACCCCUAAGUUCCUGGUGGCCCCUGCUUACCACUGUGAGCUCUUUUGGCCCUUAAUUGUCUCUGCUGGUCUCAGUUGACUCUUGUUGGUGUCAUUCGUGCCUCAAAUAAUCUCAAGUGGUUUCUGAGAGCCUAAAUCAGUCUCUGUUGGCAUUGAGUGACCUGUACUGGGCUCCAAGUAUGGGGGUACUGGACCAGUUUGAGCCAACACUCUGUGCCCCUCUCUGUAUGACCUCUGUCAUGACCCUUUCAGUCUCCCUGGAGAUGGCGUACAUCAUCCUCACUGACCCACAUUUGGCCCCCGCUCCCGGAGUGGGUAAGGUCGACCCAGGGUUGGAACCAGAGCCGUGGGGGAUGCCUCGUGCCGUGGCUGGCCUUGGCCAGACCCUGGGAGCAUGGCGUAUCCUCCAUCUUGCUUUCCUGGCCUUCAUUCUGGGUAACGUGGUGGGCAACUUGUGCCUGUUCAUCCGGAGGAACCCCAGCAUCCGGGGAGUGUUCCUGGCCAACCAGGCGGUGGGACAGGGCUGGAGCUACUGCUACGUGUGUGAGAGCCACGUGCCCCAGCGCUGCUCGCACUGCCACGACUGCAAGGUGUGCGUCCUCCGGCGGGAUCACCACUGCGUGCUCUUCGGCCAGUGCGUGGGCCACGCCAACCACCGCUUCUUCCUGUGCUGCCUGCUCCACAUGUGGCUGGGUCUCCUCUACGCUAUCUCCCUCAACGCUGACAUCUUCCUGGAGCUGCUGCAGGAGGGGCUCUCCCUGCACAGCCUCUUCCUCCUCUUCAUCCCCUGGGCCAUGCUGAUCACAGGUCAAGUGGGUGUCGCCACCUUCACCUUUGCGUUUGUGGCGGACACGUGUAUCCUGGGCUUCCUCUUCGUGUCUGCCUUCCUGCUCUUCCACCUGCAGCUGGUGUGGCACGGGCAGACCACACGGGAGUGGAGCGCGGGCCUGCGCGGACCCUAUGACCUAGGCUGGUGGCAGAACCUGACCGAGCUGCUGGGUCACCGAUGGUACCUGACCUGGAUCUGCCCCCUCCUGCCCUCCCCGCUGCCCGGCAACGGGAUCGCCUUCCAGAUCAGGCCCCUCCCGGCCCACGGGCCCACCAACGUGUACUGAGAGAGCCCGCCUCCCCGCCAACUCGGACGGUCUCCCCUCAGCCUUCGACGCUCCAGAGAAAACAACCCAAGUUUGUCUGACCUCUCCUCUAAUCCGGGCAGCAUCCUGGUGAACCUCUCCUGCACCCUCUCCAAAGCCCCCACACCCUUCCUGUAAUGGGGCGACCAGAAUUGAAUGCAAUGCUUCAGAUGCAGCCUAACUAGAGUUUUAUAAAGCUGCAACAUAACUUCCUGACUCUUGAGCUCAGUGCCUCGACUAGUAAAGGCAAGCGUGUCGUACGCCUUCUUUACCUCCCUAUCGACCUGUGCGGCCAUUCUCGGAGCUAUGGACUUGGAGCCCAAAGGAGAUUAAAAGUUCUGGAACCAGUGGAGAUUAUGGGAGAGCGAAACGUGUUUUGAUCUCAAAAGCAUUUGUUAACUGGGGAUUGCACUGAUUAUAAUCUGUUGACCUUGUGUGCGCUCUGUGUUUUAUGAAUGUCACAAUGUAUUGCUCAGCAGAAGCGGCAGACUGUGGCGUGUUGAGUGAACUUUUGCCGGCUGUUUGACUGGGGGGGGGGCGCUUGUGGCCGCAUCCAAUCUUGGACUCCCCUGGGAUGUGACCUCCCUGAAAUAGGGCGUUCAGGGUGCGAGGAUCUGACGGAGUGUGCGCGUAUAGGCUCGGGACUGGCCGCCUUACAGCCGGGGUCGGAAUCACACGGAACCACAACGUGACAAUGGUUAGACUUCCUCUUUAUUUCUGAAGGAGGCAGAGAUGGGGCAGGGGAGGCUGGUGACUUGAGCCCUGUGUUUGCCGCGUCUCUGCCUCACGCCUUCUCAUGCAACUUGCUGUGUGCAGCCGUCUGCAAGAGAACAGGACGAGGGUUACCCUAGACAUGAACACCCCGGGCUGGGCACCUGCCACCCCCAACCCUCGCCACGACAGAGGGCUGCCAAUCAGCGCGGUUUGUCCCCUCUGUGUAACAUCUCGGGGUGGAUGCACAGUCUUUUUCCUAGUUCUUGACUCCAAGAGCACAUAGGGUGAGAGGAAGAGAUUUAAUAGGGACCUGAGGGGCAACUUCUUCACCCAGAGGGUGGUCCGUACAUGGGACGAG